Molecule: messenger RNA, 1023 nt
Organism: Coniosporium apollinis CBS 100218
Lineage: Eukaryota; Fungi; Ascomycota; Dothideomycetes
Exons: 2
Coding region: 1-1023 (340 amino acids)
Source: RefSeq, a predicted model, not a curated record
AUGUUCUUCGUUCCCUCGAUCCUCCUUCUAUCAGCCGCCAUGGUGCAGGCACACAUGCGGCUUGACUACCCACCCAGCCUCAACGCCCCCAACAAUCCACACACUCAGGGGGAGGGCGAUCAGUAUCUUACCUUCCCCUACAACUGCUGCGGUCGCAAGGACCCUGAGCCCUGCCGCGGCUACCUUGAUCUUCUUGGUACUCCGGCUGGUGCAUCAGUAGCGAGCUGGCAAGCUGGCAGUACGCAGAGUUUUAACCUCACUGGUACUGGGACUCACUAUGGCGGCUCCUGCCAGGUCGGCUUCUCAACCGACGCCGGGAAGACCUUCCGCGUCGCGACAUCGUACGAGGGCAACUGUCCCCACCGCGCCGGCGCCCAGGACUUCGACUUCACUGUCCCCGCUGACUUGCCGAGCGGCGAGGCCGUCUUCGCAUGGACAUGGAUAAACCGUGAGCAGGAGUUCUACAUGAACUGCGCCGUCGUUUCCAUCGAGGGUGGCUCAUCCAGCGGAGGAGUAGGCGACUCAGUACCAUCACCGCCUCCCACUUCUACAUCCUCGCCCACUCCGCCGCAGGAAUCCGCUGUUGAUCUAGAGGGCUGCAGCUGCAGCUGCCCCUCCCCCGUCCCAGAAGCCUCCGACGCCUCCACCUACUCCGCCACAAAUUGCGCCUGCACCUGUCCGCGCCCCGCAUCCGCCCGCGCGCUGGUGCGCCACAAGCGCUCGCAUCAGCAUGCUCGCCACGACAACCACGAAACUCCCAGCUCUAGUAGCCCAAGCGGCUCAAGCAGCCCCAAGUCAACAGGCACUGCCAACGUAGCCUUCUCGGCCCGGCCAAAAAUGCUCAUCGCAGCGCUCGGCGGCGGCAUAGUCGUCGGCGGGCCUGGCAAUGGCUGCGAUACCCCGGCCACGAGCGCGGAGGUCAAAUAUCCGGAGCCUGGGCCGGAGGUCGUGGAGGGAGAUGGGGAGUAUCCGCUUGAGCUGCCGAGCGGGGAGUGUGCGGGGAGGGGGUUUGCUGUUGGGUAG